ACUGCGCUUCGCACACGGGAAACCGUCCCGCUCCGAAUCUCUUCUCUGGUUUCCUGCUUCACGUUCUUUCAGUCGUUUGUAUUACGAUGGCGGACACGAAGGCGAAAACUCCGGAGAAAAAGGCCGCUGCGGCACCCGCGGCUGCCGCCGCCGAGGGAAAGAAGAAGAGGUCGUCGAAGCCCAGGAACUAUGACCUGGGUAAUGGCGUGUACAGAUUCAGUCGCACGCGUAUGUACCACAAGAAGGCGAUCUACAAGUUCCUCGAUAAGAAGACUCCGAAGAAGGUCAAGCCGAAGAAACCGUUGACCAUCGAGAAGCAGAUCGGUGGCGACAAGAACGGCGAGAAACGUAUCGUACUUUUGAAGAAGAGACGCGCGAAUUAUCCCACCGCAGACCCGGUCACUGUGCACCACGCUAAGAAAUGCUUCCAUGAACACCGUCGUUACCUGCGGCCUUCACUUACACCGGGAACCAUCUGCAUCAUGUUGGCUGGCCCUCAUAAGGGCAAGAGGGUUGUUUUCCUCAAACAACUGAAGAGUGGAUUGCUCUUGGUUACUGGACCGUUCUUGAUCAACGGCUGUCCCUUACGAAGAGUGAGUCAGAAUUAUGUGAUCGCCACGACCACGAAGCUGCCUCUCCAGGACUUUGUAUUGCCGCAGCACAUAAGAGACGAAUACUUCAAGAGGAAGCGCGACAAACGCGCCAAGAAGGAAGAGGGAGAUAUCUUUAGCAAGAAGAAGGAGGAAUAUACGCCGAGUGACGCGAGGAAAAGCGAUCAAAAAUUGGUGGACAAAGUAAUCAUCGAUACUAUCAAGAAACAUAAGGAUAAGAAGAUGUUGUUCACUUAUCUCUCUGCGAUGUUCGGACUGCGAAGCAGUCAAUACCCGCACAGAUUAAAAUUCUAAUCUAUUAACUCGGCCUUUCAAAGAAAUAAAGCGUAUCAAGCGUGUC
Dinoponera quadriceps is the source of this 951-nucleotide messenger RNA. RefSeq names its product 60S ribosomal protein L6 (gene RpL6). The coding region runs from base 87 to 905 and encodes 272 amino acids. Gene Ontology annotation, cellular component: ribosome; cytosolic large ribosomal subunit. Gene Ontology annotation, biological process: ribosomal large subunit assembly; cytoplasmic translation. The record is from RefSeq and is a predicted model, not a curated record. Gene Ontology annotation, molecular function: RNA binding; structural constituent of ribosome. Lineage: Eukaryota; Metazoa; Arthropoda; Insecta; Hymenoptera; Formicidae. The transcript has 4 exons.